Messenger RNA from Leguminivora glycinivorella, 1210 nucleotides. RefSeq names its product GS homeobox 1-like. Gene Ontology annotation, molecular function: sequence-specific double-stranded DNA binding; DNA-binding transcription factor activity, RNA polymerase II-specific. NCBI's taxonomy places the organism in Eukaryota, Metazoa, Arthropoda, Insecta, Lepidoptera, Tortricidae. The transcript has a single exon. The coding region runs from base 39 to 914 and encodes 291 amino acids. Gene Ontology annotation, biological process: regulation of DNA-templated transcription. Gene Ontology annotation, cellular component: nucleus. The record is from RefSeq and is a predicted model, not a curated record.
UUCGACACCAGUUGUAGAUCCACCGCCGAGCGACGAACAUGUCCCGAUCAUUCCUCGUCGAUACGUUAAUCAGUGACACUAAAGAAAAGACGACUAACAUGUCCAGUGACAAUCCUUACACGAUGCUGAGUCAGCACAUGGACGCCAGACCGAAGUUCCUGCCGUACCCGUACCCGAGCAACCUGAACAACUUGCUGGGUCUGGGCCUGCCGCCGCGGACGCCUGAACUCUUCAGACCUUUCUUAGAGCACCUGAACUUCCGCUACCCUCUGAUGCAGCAGAUGCCCCAGCCAGAACUAUACGAGCGCAGUGAACCGAGGCCGUUCUACUUGAAGACUGAAGAGCAGGAACCUAUUAACUACGUCAACAGAAGGAAGAAGUCAGUGUCACCGUAUUUGCACCAUCCGUACAAGUCUGCAGCCACGUCGCCUUCGAAAAGCCAAGGUCAACGAUCUCCUUCACUCUCAGGAGACAGCAGAAACGGUACACCAAGCCCACCGCUAGCACACCCCGAGGAACUCCUCCCUGGAUACUCUAAAGACUUGAAACGUAUGCCGCUGAAAGAGGACUCCAGUAAGCGCAUCAGGACAGCGUUCACCGGCACGCAACUUUUGGAAUUAGAACGCGAGUUCUCCAUGAACAUGUAUCUCUCUCGAUUGAGGAGAAUCGAGAUUGCCUCAAGGUUGAAACUGUCUGAGAAACAAGUGAAGAUCUGGUUCCAGAACCGGCGUGUUAAGUUGAAGAAGGAGGAGAGCCCGGCGGCCGCCGACGGCCGCGUCAAGAAGUGCUGCUGCUCGAAGGCCUCGUGCAGCUCCAUCACCCGCCCGGAGGCCGGCUGCGACAACGACCAGGAACAGAUCGACGUGGUCAGUGAUAACGACAGUUUCGAAAUUCAAAAUUUAAGCUAUUCCUAAAAAAGUGAUAAAGACUGACAGUUUCAUAGACUUUAUUGUGAUUUAUUGAUCAUUCAGCAAGGAGGUAAUUUUGUAAACAACCCUGUUAUUAUAAUUAUAGACAUAAUUUGAGCCGAGAAGCAGAGUUCGUAACAAAAUGGAACGUUAAUAUUACCAUAUAAAUUGCUAAUUAGGUUGAACAAGGAGGAUAAUUCUGUGAAUUAGUAAUUAAGGAAAAUUGUAAAUAUUUGUUUGCCUAUUGUUAAGAAAUUGUAAAUAAUUAUUUAUGGGAGACGAUGUAGAAAUAUAUUUUUGUA